Messenger RNA from Dendrobium catenatum, 544 nucleotides. RefSeq names its product chromatin structure-remodeling complex protein SYD-like. Lineage: Eukaryota; Viridiplantae; Streptophyta; Magnoliopsida; Asparagales; Orchidaceae. Gene Ontology annotation, biological process: positive regulation of transcription by RNA polymerase II. Bases 52 to 513 code for a protein of 153 amino acids. The record is from RefSeq and is a predicted model, not a curated record. Gene Ontology annotation, cellular component: nucleus. The transcript is spliced from 3 exons. Gene Ontology annotation, molecular function: DNA binding; ATP-dependent activity, acting on DNA.
GAAGCUAUGCACACAUAUUUCUUAUUUUUGUAGGUUCUCUUCUUCUCAACAAUGACCAGAUUGCUUGAUGUUAUGGAAGAGUACUUGUCUUGGAAACGCUAUAAGUACCUUCGUUUGGAUGGGCACACUUCAGGAAAUGAUCGUGGAGCCCUAAUUGAUGAGUUUAACCGUCCUGGCUCAGAAACUUUCAUAUUUCUUCUUAGCAUUCGAGCUGGUGGUGUUGGUGUCAAUCUCCAAGCUGCUGAUACUGUCAUAAUUUUUGAUACUGAUUGGAAUCCUCAGGUCGACUUACAAGCACAGGCCAGAGCACACAGGAUUGGACAAAAGAGAGAUGUACUUGUUCUACGUUUUGAGACGGUUAGUUGUGUUUUCUGCAUGAAUACUUUUUCUUAUGUAAACAGGGUUUCAGAAACUGUUUUUUUUUUCUUCUACUUUCUUUUCUAUAUUAGUCUGCUCUCAUCUAGUUUAAAUGUAUUAUCCUACAUGCCAGUGGACUCACCAGAAAUGUAUUAAUACCAAAUAAUGUUCAUAGGCGUACUUGGAA